Molecule: messenger RNA, 980 nt
Organism: Etheostoma spectabile (orangethroat darter)
Lineage: Eukaryota; Metazoa; Chordata; Actinopteri; Perciformes; Percidae
Product: selection and upkeep of intraepithelial T-cells protein 1
Exons: 4
Coding region: 117-770 (217 amino acids)
Biological process (GO): T cell receptor signaling pathway; regulation of cytokine production
Cellular component (GO): external side of plasma membrane
Molecular function (GO): signaling receptor binding
Source: RefSeq, a predicted model, not a curated record
AUGACGUACCUUCUUUUAAUAACCACGUCCUGCUACGCACGUUCGUUCAUUCAUUCAUUCAGCGCCAGAGGAGCACACCACAGCCGGUAGUUUCUGUCUUUCUAUCGGAGGAUUUCAUGGUUCACCUCGGUAUCUUCGUGCUGUGCUUCACGUUUACUCUCUGGACGGACUUAGUGCCUUUUGGCACGGCAGCACAGACGGGGGUUAAAGUUCAGGUGAUCGGGUCCCGUCGGCCAAUCGUCGUCGCCCUGGGCGACGACGUCGUCCUGCCGUGCCAGUUGGACCCCAGAGAGGACGUGCAGGACAAGACGGUGGAGUGGUCCAAGCCGGACCUGAAGCCGGACCCGUCGGACCGGCUGAGCCGCGUUGCGUACGUGCACCUCUACCGGGACAAGCGGGAGGUCCCGGACAUGAAGAUCCCGUCCUACGCCGAGAGGACGGCGCUGUUCACGGACGCCCUGAGGGACGGGAACAUCUCGCUGAAGAUCGUCAACGCCACGCUCGGGGACACGGGGCCGUACCGCUGCUACGUCCCCAAGUUAGACUGCAGCUCGGUCGUCCAGCUCGUUGUGGAGCCCCGCUCUGUUAAAACCUCGACGGCCGAGACGCCGCUGCAUCCCAAAAUACUCGAGACUCCAGCUCCCAACAAUGAGACGAGGGUCAAAGGUGUCCGUCAUCUUCUACCUCAGCGUCCCCACCCUCGGGCUGUAUGUUUGCGUCCUCGUCCUCCUGGGGUCGGGUCGGGGUCGGGGGACUAUUACCCCGAUUAAAGUGUCAAAAACAACCCGUGGGUGUGGAGGACUUGGCCGUUUAAGGGAAAUCACCGGCACCGCCUUCCCUCCUCGGUCCAGACCUCCAACGUCUGGAGACAACAGCCGCGGUGGUCCACCACACGAUGGACGAAAAGGACAACAAGCUUGUCUCUGUGUGUCCUCCGCCUGGAGGGGACAAAUGGGAGAGAAAUACAACAUCACAACUCA